Molecule: messenger RNA, 8538 nt
Organism: Epinephelus moara (kelp grouper)
Lineage: Eukaryota; Metazoa; Chordata; Actinopteri; Perciformes; Serranidae
Product: collagen alpha-1(XIII) chain-like
Exons: 40
Coding region: 443-2575 (710 amino acids)
Source: RefSeq, a predicted model, not a curated record
AGCAAAGGGCCCGCGGCAUGCAGAGCUGUGCAGGGGAGAGAUAGGUCGCUUCGGGUUUCAGAGACACGUACUGACUACAGACCUGCGGCAUUUAGUGGGGUAGCUCAGAGGAGAAGCAGUGAAUGAGACUAACGGAGCGGAACACAGAGGAAUAAGAGUCCGUUCCUGUGAAUCAUGAACAUCACUGACCGACUGAUGACAGUGUAGGCUACAAAAUGGCUCGUAUUCUAACUUAGAACUAAUCACUCAUUUGGGUGCAGCAGGACAGUUUCGCGACAGUUUGAAGAAGAAAAAAGAUACCUGCAAAGCUUUUUCGCCAACAGAGAAAUACACCCUCUCAAAAGCUCCCCAGCGUUUAAGGUCGAUUGGGUUCCUCUUCUGCCCUUCUUUACCUGUUAGAUAAGGCUUUCCGUGUUGAUAAAACCAGAGGUGGAGGUGUAAAAUGGACGAGGUUCAGAAGUGGGGAGUCGCUGGUAAACCGGGUGAGGAGAGGAAAACUCACGGUGAGCAGCAGCAACCUUCCAAAACGCCGCUAUGGAAAAAUUGGAGAGAUUUGUCGAGCGUAACGAUUUGCAUCGCGGUAUGUGUUCUGUGCCUUGGAGUUUGCAUUGUGGAUCAUGUGCGGACCUCGGAGUUCCAGUCCAGGGUAGUAAGUCUGGAGCAGCAGCAGUUCUCCGCGUGGAUGUUGUCUCUAGAACAGGUGGAGCCCGUUAUCCUGGGCCGACUGGAGCAGAUCCUGGAGGAGAAGCUUGCAGCACGGCUUCCGAAAACACGGGAGAUGAGGGAGGCUCCCCACAACUGCCUGUGUCCCCCAGGACCCCCAGGCUUUAAAGGACAAGCAGGGGAGAAGGGAGCACCGGGUGAGCCUGGUCUGUCAAUAAUUGGACCAAGAGGACCUCCUGGACAACCUGGAACCAGAGGAUUUCCAGGCUUUCCAGGUCCAAUAGGGUUGGAUGGCAAGCCUGGACAGAUUGGACCGAAGGGAGACCAGGGUCAGCGUGGUGCCAAAGGACUCCCUGGGGAACCUGGACCCAAAGGGGAGAAGGGCAUAUGUGGAGACUAUACACACAGGGGCCUCUUUGUGCAGGAUCUUCCUCUGAAAACCCUGGCUGCCUUGCGCUCCAGUCAGGCUCUGAUGUUAAAGGGCGAGCCUGGAGCACAGGGACCCCCAGGACCGCCAGGACCACCCGGACUCCCAGGGACCCCAGGCCUGAAUGGAGCCAGUGGCCCUCCGGGUAAGCCCGGUGAACCAGGCAAACCAGGAAAAGACCCCAGGCUUUUACCAGGACUGAAGGGUGAGCCAGGUGUGCCAGGACAAAAGGGAGAUCGAGGUGAUAUUGGUCCAAUAGGUCCUGAAGGCUUAAAGGGAGUUAAGGGAGACCAAGGAAUUAAGGGAGAUGAAGGAAAGAGAGGUUUCCCUGGAGAGAGGGGAGAGAAGGGCCAGGCUGGCAUCCCUGGUACCCCUGGCAUCCCUGGAAAGAGGGGCUACAGGGGUGAGAAGGGAGAGCCAAGCAUUGCAGCCCAGGGAAUUAAAGGAGAACCAGGUUCACCAGGACUGCCUGGUCUAAUGGGACCCAAGGGUGACAUAGGUGACAAAGGAGACAAGGGGGAAGUAGGUCCUGAAGGCCCGGCUGGACCAAGAGGUCCUCCAGGUCCACCUGGGGAGCCAGGAAAGGCUGAAAUUCACAACAAUGAAAAUGAUAUUCGCAACUUACCCCUGAUGGGCCCCCCUGGAUUACCUGGACCUUCUGGGCCCCCUGGACUCCCUGGUGCCAAGGGUGAAGUUGGUCUACCUGGUCCUCCAGGAUUGGACGGAGAGAAGGGACCCCGGGGAAAGCCUGGAGAGCCUGGUCCUCCAGGCCCAGCUGGUCCCGAAGGUCCCAGAGGGGAAGGUGGUGUUAUGGGUUUCCCAGGACCCAAAGGAGACAAGGGAGACAUGGGUCCAUCUGGAUCACCUGGUUUAGAUGGCCCUACGGGUGAAAAAGGGGCUACAGGGGCCCCUGGCCCUAUUGGAUUACCUGGCUCAAUGGGUCCUAAAGGUGAACCUGGAGUAGGAGGAAGGUCAGAAAUGAUAUAUGGCCCUCCAGGGCCCCCAGGACCUCCAGGACCAGUUGGCCCAGCAGGAGCUCAAGGAUUUCCGGGGCCUAAGGGAGAACCAGGCAUAGGCAUCAGAGGAGAAAAGGGAGCGACAGGUCAGAAGGGUGACAAAGGAGACAGAGGCCAUCUUGGACUCCCUGGGGCUCAUGGGUUAGACGGCAGACCGGGUCCAGUGGGUCUAAUAGGACCAUCAGGUGUACCAGGGCCAGCAGGACCAAAGGGAGAGAGAGGUGAAAAGGGAGAUGUAGGAUUACCAGGACCAAUUGGGCCUCAAGGCAUCCCUGGUUUAGUAGGACCACAAGGACUCAAAGGGAACCGGGGAGAGAGGGGCAAGAAAGGCAACAGGGGGGCCAAAGGGGAUAAGGGAGACCAAGGAGCACCUGGAUUAGAUGCCCCCUGUCCGUUGGGAGACGAUGGCUUACCUGUACCAGGAUGUUGGAAUAAAGGUCAACAUCCUUUCCAACUGGCUAAGAAGUAGGGCUACUAAAGACUGUCUUCAUGAUGCCACAGAGAGGAAACUUGAAGACAUUUUGAGGUAUCUUUGAGUUUUUACCCAAACCUGGAGUUGGCAUUUCAACAUUUUUCCAGGAGGCUGAACACAGGGCCAGUAACGUCGGAGGCUCUGGUUGUAGUGGGAGAGCACAUUAACUUUGGUAAGACUGGAAAGUGGAGACGUUGCACCAUCGUUGGUUUAGUUAUUGAGGCUCUCUGGACAGGACAACCAUCACAGCCACAGGGACACAACUGUAUAUACUGAUGUGUUUCUUUGACUGCAUACAGUUUGAUCUAUUUAUCUUGUAGUGAAAGUGAGGCAUGGACACUUUAGCACAUGCUAUUUGUUGGGUUUGAUGUAACAUCAAUACUUUAACUGUGAUACAGAAAUCAGAGCAGCUCACAGAGCAGGUAGAUGCCAUGUGUUUCCAAGAAAAACAAAAAAACAAAGGGAUACCCUCUUGAUGAUUCCUUCUUGAUAUUUUCUAAUUCACUGCCUUUUCAACAAUCCUUUUACAAGCAGCUAUGACAUUUUGUUAGAAUCACUGUGCCAUAGAGGAAAUACUCUAAAACCAGCAUCUAACAUCAUGCCUGGUCACAUAUAUGAUAUUCUUUGCUUUUUCUAUUGAGGUGUUAACAGACAUCAUGAUCCAAUGCUGUACUGUAAGUAUUGUAACAUAUAAGACAAAGGAUUGUAUAGAAGUACUCAGUCUGUGUAAAUAGAUUCAUUGAUGAAACAUGAUUUUACGUACAGAAUAAGCAUAAAGAUUCUCAGAGGGCAGUGUCCACGUGCUGAUUAGGUACAGAUGACUGACACUUGUAAGAGAGAAAAAACCCAUGAUUUAUCUAUCUGCAUGCAACACAUAUCCAGUCUCUAUCACAUGCAGAAAAAUAUAUUGCAUGCAAUAUAGUUGUUUUGUUUUUUUACUCAAAUAAUGUUAAAUUUGUCAAGUUUGUUUUUCAAAUGAUUUUAUUGUUUUGUAACUGUGAAUAUAAUUAGUUAAAAACAAAAACGUCACAGUCGGAAUAUGUUAACAGCUGUUACUGUACACGCAAAUGAUCUAAAAAAAAUGCCCUCUGUCCGUGUGUCACACUUUCCUGUUUCAUUGAAAAUCAAAUGUACAGAAGCAUUCCUUAUGUCAUACUGACAGCUGCCUUGUACACAGACCUGGGUCAAAAUGGUGUUUCAUUUUUAUUUAUUUUUUUGUUGUUGUUUUUCCAUUUUUUGAGUUCAGUAGUUUUAAGUUAUGAGAGAAAUGUAAUGCCUUUUCAUUGUUUGAAUAGGUGCAAGUGCACUGAGUGGGAUGCACCUAUUGUUCAUUUUUAAAUUUUUAAGUAAUUAUAGCUUUAUUAUUGUAAUUAUUAGAUCAGUUUUAUUUUUAAAAACAAACCUUUCAGCAACAAAAGCACAGUGAGCUCAAAGCACUGAAACUUCAGAAACAAGAAGCAAAAACACAAACCACAAGCAAGACAGAACAUUUUCAUUAUUUUGUCUGCUAGCUUGUGUUUUGUCGAUUCGAUUAUCUAUUGUGUUCUGUUGAUUGAGUUGGAUUGUCUUUGUAUUUUGUCUGUUUACUUGACUGUUUUAGAGUGCUCUGAGCUCUCUCAGCCACCAUACAAAGUAAUUAGAACCAUGAUUCACAAUUAACAACAUCUGACCUAAUGAAAAUGUUAAAGUAGAAUUUGUUCAUUUAUUGUGUUGUUUGAAGUUAGAAUCUCAAUAGCAAUUCUUUUGUCAGGCAAUGUGACUUUUACCAAAUAGUUUAUUUCAAAGAUACACUCCCUGACUUUUUACAGAAUUCAGCUGCCUUCUCUGUUCCACACUCAUCCCGUCAUCUUUAAAACUUCAAGAGAAUGGAGAGGAAGGUUUGGGUUGUUGUUGGGUGCUGUAACAAAAUAAGGGACUGAAUCUUUAACAUUUUAUAUCUGGAAGUUUCUCUGUAGUUUCUGUUUUAACCGGCACAUUUCUAUUUUGCACAAAUAUGAAACUAACACAGUUUUGUUUAUAUAAACUAAGCGAGUUGUAACUAUGUUUUAUUUACUUGGUUUGCCAUGUCCUAUAGCCAUAUAUAGCCAAUAGAGUUGUAACAGUGUGCUCUUUAUACACUGCAAACUACAUUUUUGUGCAUGAAUUCGGGUUACAGAAUACACAUUUUAUGUGAGUAUAUAAGAAUAUACUGUAAGUUUUGAUCUAUGUUAGGUUGGGAACCAGAAAAUGUGUUGUUAGCAGCGCUUAAUCCAAACAAAGGCAUUAUUUGACUCAUUUUACAUGUGUGUACACAUGUUCUUGUACGUUUUGUAUCAGAGCUGUACAACAUGUAGUUGGUGUGAUGUGUUAAUGCCAGUCUGGACCCUUUGUAUUUGUUACUUCACUUGAUGAGUUCUUCAGGUAGGUCAUAAUGCACUCAGAUAUAAAAAUCCAGCUUUUUUUUUGGUUUCAAUUAGUUAUUUUAGUUUGACAGUAGUGACCUAUCCAUUUCCCUCACAUCAUUUUCAGUCACAACAGUGGUUGCUAGGAGACUUAUUGUUUUUCAGCUUGUAUGUGAUUGCUUAGAUUUGAAAGUUUAGCUCAGCCUUCUUCCUCAGUCUUUUUUUGUAUGUUGCUCCCUGCAACUGCUGUUCCAGCUAACAGUAGCCCUGGUUUAAGCCUCUUACAUAGAGCUGCUGUUAAUGUAAGCAUGAGAUAGUUUGAAAGAUGGAUUUAGUGGCAGAAAGAACAACACAUGAGCCUGUCGAUUACUGCGCUAUAUUCAGAGCUGAAUGAGAUAUUCGGGUCUGAUGAACAGUAAUGGUAGCCAUGAUGAACAGCAUCUAUACAGCUAUGCACUGACACUCCCCCAGAGACACACACAUAGCAGUGUCUGGCAGUAUAGCUGCAAGCCAUCUCGUAAAACAAUACUUUAGUAGUAGAUGCGAUUUAUUAAAUCAAUGUACUAUGUUCAAACAGGUCCUCAAAAAGUAGACUAAAAAUAACAAAUGUGAAGUGUUAAUUACUAUUAAAGUGCCAUAUCAGGAAUCACACAAAUGACAAAUAUUUGCUGUGAAGCACUCUGUUUAAUCUCUUCACACAAAACAAAACAAACAAUCUUCAGAAGCAUUGUCUGGCAUGGCUGCUGGCCUGCGGUACAGCUGUGCCGCUGGAAUCCAGGGUUACUUAAUUGGCUGAAACUGAAAUGAUUUGGUUUGGGUGUAGUCUGCAUCAUGUGUGUGUGUGUGUGUGUGUGUGUGUGUGUGUGUGUGUGUGUGUGUGUGUGCAAUUGCCAGUUUGUGAGAUUAACUUAAUAUAGAAAGUAUGCAUAACUAAAUGUAUCAGUCAACGUAGUGAGAGGCGUAUACCCCAAUUUAAGAGAGUAAAAGUACAUGUAUUACUUUCUACACUGGAACAGCUUAGCGUGCAUUAUUGUGCUUAUAUCACUGUAAGGACAUUGUGCAACUCAUCUUCAGCGUGUAGUCAGUUUGUUUGCUCAGGUAGUCACAGUUAGUCAGUCUCACUAACUAAACAAAUGCAUCACUAACAAAACCGUUGUUUUCCUAUGGUAUGUUGUACCUGGCUUGUGCUCCUCUCUUGCAUCACGUCAGUUUUUCUGGCGUUUUUUAGACACCCAUAAAUGUUAGAAAUAAUCUCAACUUUUCAGCGCAAGGCGUGGUUGCACUGCUCAUCAGUGUCACACUUGGCCCAGGCAGCCAAUCAAAUCAAGCAAGAGCCAGGCUUUACUAACUCACCUCACACCAUCUCUUCUUCCUGUUUUGAUGUCAGUAAUUGUAGGAAGCACAACAGGAUGAUGACAAAUGCAGAGUGGUAUUUCAAUACAUUGAACUUUAUAAUUCAAGGUCAUCCCAGUAUUAGGUGCUUAUUGGUGAACGCAUGCACAUAGUAACAUGAGCAGCCAGGCAAAUUUCUCCGCUGAUAAUGCUGUUUACUAUGCUAGUAAAUAGGCUAGCUAGCUAGUUAGCUAGUUGUGAGAGAGAAGGGGGAAUGCAUAUCUCAUGUUGUGAUAGUUUUGUGUAGGAGAGAGAGAGAGAGAGAUUGAGAGAGAGAGAGAGAGAGAGAGAGAGAGCACUGCUUGAAUCUAUUUUUUUUUCCACAUUUCAUGAUCAGGUUGCAUACGCAGCCCUACUCCAUAGGCGCACCAUGCUGCUUUGCCUAAUACGUUUUGCCAAGGGGUUUUUGAAGUAGCUGUGCCUGUAGCCACAUCUCCAUGUGGCCUAAUCAGGGUCUGACACUGCAGUUCCACUGCAUGGCUCAGCUCUGCUCAAGCCAACUCACUUUUGGUACCAAGUCCUUUCUUCUGUUUUGUUUAUUAUUGUGUAUAUGUGAGUUUUUAGUUUUUGGGCUGCCUUUAAAAAAUCUGUGUCAAUUGAACAACAAAAAAAAUUGCUGUUGCUUGGCUAUUUAAGGGGCCGUGCACAUGCUGUGUUUUUUGCGCCACCUAAUUAAUUGUUUUCAAUGUAGAUGCACAGCAAAUGCACUCAAACGCCAGAGCAAUGGCGUCCUGGCACGCACGGUUUCCCAAGUGCCUAUUUUUCAGGGUGUAGCGGCUGCGCCCUGCAAUAAACAGAGUUCAACUUUUGUAACACAGCAGCAUGCACUGCAUGUCAUCUAACAAGGAACAACCAAUUACAGUUGGCAUCUUUCCCUUUUCUGUAACUAUCUGUCUGUAGUAAAUAUGGAGAAGAUGUUGAUCAUUUUAGUGCAGGGCUGCCAGAGCUUUACAUCUGUCCCACAGACAGUAGGCCUACACACAAACAGCACCUGGAAGAGGAUCAGCUCUGCACUCUGAUUUCAGGUAAAUAGGCUAUGAUAUGGUGCUUGUUAAGGUUGCUUAGCAACCUCCGAUACAACCUGCCGCCUCGCUCUUGAAAGUUGGCACAGAGUAGGCACAAGAGUAGCACCCAGCACCCGACCUUGCAUUUUCCAGGCAGUUACAGAUGCGGCAUGUGUACAGCCGCUAAAAAUGGUGGGGUUUUGCAGGAUGUGCCCUGUCGCACUUUCUAACCAGUCAGUGGUCUGCAUUGUUUUAACUCCAUCUUCUAGUAUGGGCUCAGCUUGUUUGGAUCGUUGACCGAGGUGGUACCAACAAAUCACCAGGUACCAGGUACUAUCUACAACUUUUGCUACUGGAAAAAAAAUAAUAAAGAGUUGAGGUGGAGUCGAGCAGAACCAUGCCGCACCAUCCAGUGGAAAUGCAGCAUUUGUUUCACCAGCUCUAAUUCAUGUGUCUGACUGGCUUUUUCGUCAUGACAAUGGCGGCCAAAGCUCAUGGGUAUUGUAGCAGUUAGAGCCAAUAACACAAAAAGCCUUGCAUGGACUAUGCGCUAAAGCCUUACAGGGCUCUUCAAGUGAAGUUUUUACCACAUUCAGUUUUGCAUUUACAGCAGCAGUGUUUUCUUCUGGUCUCACUGUUUUUUUAAUUUAAAUUUUGAAUUAAGUAGGAAAUGAAUUCUUCAUUAAGACAGUUAACCUGCUUUAUUUUGAUCAAAGUAUAAAUCUUGAUGUAUGAUUUGUUUAAUUUUGAAUACUUGUCAGACUCAAACAAUAUCUUUGAACGAGUAGGAGGGCAUUAUACAGAAUUUGCAUGCUAAUAUAUUUUCAUCAUUCUUUCCUAUAUCAGUGAUUGAACAUUAUUCAUACUGUACCUUUGAUGUUUUCUUUUCACACAUUCAAAAGAAAUCUGCCAACUGAGUGACCUUUGUGUAGGUUUCUGUGCUACCACAACAUUGAAGUGAGGUAUUCACUGCAAUCCACAUGCUGAGUUGUUGUUAGUUUAGUGCAGUGUCAGAACUGAAUGUUUCAUGGUAAUGGCAAUGUUUUUGUUUUCCAGAAUAAUUUGUUUUUACUUUUUAUAAUCCAAAGAAUGGCAGCUGUCGUAACUGAUUGCCAAACAGAUAUAUGCACAAGUCAACUUUGUGAGCAACUUGUCACUGACUCAGAAUAAAGAAACUUUUUCA